Messenger RNA from Triticum aestivum (bread wheat), 808 nucleotides. RefSeq lists its product as uncharacterized. NCBI's taxonomy places the organism in Eukaryota, Viridiplantae, Streptophyta, Magnoliopsida, Poales, Poaceae. The coding region runs from base 20 to 472 and encodes 150 amino acids. The transcript has 2 exons. The record is from RefSeq and is a predicted model, not a curated record.
CUAGCUGGGCCAUCGCGGCAUGGGCCUUUUGUCAAUUCCACCUGCAAACCGCCGUCGCCGCCGCUCCACAUUGCCGCCGAUUCACCGCGCACCCCGCCGUCGCCGCCGCUCCACCGUCUCCCUACUCCCCCCACUUCUCUUCUUCCCACUGGAAUCGGUUCCCUCGGCGCUGUCCCGACCCCGGCCGGACACGCUCCUCCUCGAUGCCGCGCGGCCGUCGGCGACGGCUGAACUUGCGGAGCGCGUGGCCGCGUCAGCUGGACGACUCCACCUCCACCCCUCCCAGCGGAAGGGCGGCCGAGGACGCGAUCGCGGCGCCGCUCACUUGUCCGUCGAAUCCAAGUUUGUGCGGAAGGAGAUUGGCUACACCAAAUCAAGCCCUCAAACAAAGAGCGGACAUGAAGAAGCCUCAAGCAAGCAGUUCAACCUUGCUAGAAAUACGCACACACAAGAACAGAAUUGCCUUCUCUGAGCAGGCGAGAAAUUGGCGCAGCAGCCGGCUAGAAAACCUCUGCGCAUGCAAGCAACUGGCUACAAUUAGCAAGUGCAGUGAAGCAACGGAGCCAAAACCAUCGCCAUCUAUCCCUCCCGGUACCUCCAACCCCUGGCUAGCUAGCUCCAGAUAUCCAGAUAGAUAGAUAUCCCCAUCGUUUUCCCAACCACCAAACAUGGAUUGAGAAACAUACACACAGAGGACAAGGGCGGCAUGGAUAGAUAGAACUGAUAAUAGAAGACAGAGAAAGAUUGCAAGAACACAAGGUGUGGAUGGCAGUGGCGGAGCUGAGCUGAGCUGAGAACUGACCUUGGU